ACCAUUUCCCUCUAAUAAAAAAAACAUCUUGUUUGAAUUACCAUUCCCAAAGCUUCACAAGAUUCAGAAGUUUUUGACAAUUCAUCACUAGAAAAGGCCACUUGUUUUCUUUAUAACUACCAACUUAAAUUUUAUCCUGGUCAUUGCAUAGUUUCUUUUCUACAAGAAUCACAAACUGCAAUGCUCCUUCAUUUUAUUGCUUUCUCCCUCAAUAAUUCAAUUCAUCCAUAGUCAAGAAACACGGAUUUCUGCAAAAAUAUUUCUGGGUUUUAGCUAUCCUUGACUUUCAAGCACGAUACCAUCGUUAAUGGAGAGUGGUGACAUCUAUAAAGCCAGUAGUAGCUUACGUAGAGGGAGCUUUUCUACAUGGAAACACCAUCCCAGUGGUAUAUUUUCAACAUCUUCUCGAGAAGAAGAUGACGAGGAGGCUUUAAAAUGGGCCGCACUUGAGAAACUACCCACCUAUGAUCGUUUGAGGAAAGGUAUAUUGCUUAGUGCUUCUAAAGGUGCUGUUAAUGAGAUUGAUGUAGACAAUCUUGGAUUUCAAGAAAGGAAAACUUUGCUUGAGAGGUUGGUCAAAGUCGCUGAAGAGGAUAAUGAGAAGUUCUUGUUCAAGCUCAAGAAUCGUAUUGAUAGAGUUGGUAUUGAAAUUCCAACAAUUGAAGUUCGAUUUGAGCAUCUGAAUGUUGAAGCAGAUGCUUUUGUAGGAAGCAGAGCUUUGCCUUCAUUUAUUAACUUCUCUGUUAAUAUGUUGGAGGGUUUCUUGAAUUAUAUUCCUAUCUUUCCAAGUAGAAAGAGACCGUUGACCAUCCUCAAGGAUGUGAGUGGAGUCAUCAAGCCAUCAAGAAUGACUUUGCUUUUGGGUCCUCCAAGUUCUGGAAAGACCACACUUUUGUUGGCAUUAGCUGGAAAACUUGAUCCUAAUCUGAAGUUCUCUGGUACUGUGACUUAUAACGGCUAUAAGAUGAAUGAAUUCAUACCUCAGAGAACAGCAGCAUAUAUAAGUCAACAUGAUGUUCAUUUAGGAGAAAUGACUGUAAGGGAAACUUUGGCAUUUUCUGCCAGAUGUCAAGGAGUUGGAACUCAACAUGAGUUGUUAGCAGAGUUGUCUAGAAGAGAGAAAGCAGCAAAUAUUAAGCCUGACCCUGAUAUUGAUGUCUUCAUGAAGGCUGCAGCAACAGAAGGUCAAGAGACUAGUGUGGUCACUGAUUAUAUUUUAAAGAUAUUAGGAUUGGAAAUCUGUGCUGAUAUUUUGGUAGGAGAUGAAAUGGUAAGGGGUAUAUCUGGAGGACAAAGGAAGCGCGUUACCACAGGUGAAAUGUUGGUUGGACCUGCAAAGGCACUGUUUAUGGAUGAGAUAUCUACUGGCCUGGACAGCUCAACAACUUACCAAAUUGUGAACUCGCUAAAGCAAUCCAUUCACAUUCUUAAUGGAACUGCUGUCAUAUCGCUCCUCCAGCCAGCUCCAGAGACCUAUGACCUCUUUGAUGAUAUUAUUUUAUUGUCAGAUGGCCAGAUUGUGUACCAAGGUCCUCGUGAACAAGUGCUUGGUUUUUUCGAACAUAUGGGCUUUAAGUGUCCUGAAAGAAAAGGCGUGGCCGACUUCUUACAGGAAGUCACGUCAAGGAAAGAUCAGAAGCAGUAUUGGGCACGUAGAGGUCAGCCUCAUAGAUUUAUCACAGUUCAAGAAUUUUCAGAGGCAUUCCAAUCAUAUGAGCUGGGGAGAAGAAUUGCAGAUGAGCUUUCAACUCCAUUUGAUAAGACCAAGAGCCAUCCUGCUGCUUUGUCAACCAAAAAGUAUGGAGUUGGAAAAAUGGAGCUGCUUAAAGCCUGCAUCUCAAGAGAGUUCUUGCUCAUGAAGAGAAACUCAUUUGUCUACAUCUUCAAGCUCACCCAACUUACCUUUAUGGCAAGUGUUAGUAUGACACUCUUCCUGAGGACUGAGAUGCACAGAAAUAAUCUGACAGAUGGAGGAAUUUAUUUGGGUGCUUUAUUUUUCUCUGUGAUCAUGGUCAUGUUCAAUGGUAUGGCAGAGCUAUCUCUGACCAUUGCAAAGCUUCCAGUGUUUUACAAGCAAAGGGACUUCCUAUUUUAUCCUGCAUGGGCAUAUUCUCUUCCCACAUGGAUUCUUAAAACUCCUGUGACAUUUGUAGAAGCUGCUGUCUGGACUGUUCUCACCUACUAUGAAAUUGGAUUUGAUCCUAAUGUUGUAAGGUUCUUCAAGCAUUACCUUGUCUUGUUACUUGUUAACCAGAUGGCAUCUUCACUAUUUCGAUUUAUUGCUGCAACUGGAAGGAAUGUGAUUGUUGCCAACACCUUUGGAUCAUUCUCGCUGCUUACACUUUUUGCAUUGGGUGGCUUUAUACUAUCACGAGAGGAGAUAAAGAAAUGGUGGAUAUGGGGUUACUGGAUAUCACCAUUGAUGUAUGGGCAGCAUGCAGUAGUAGUUAAUGAGUUUCUUGCAAAAAGCUGGAGACAUAUUCCACCAAACUCGACAGAACCAUUGGGGGUUCAACUAUUGAAAACCCGUGGUUUCUUCCCUCAUGCUUAUUGGUAUUGGUUAGGAGUAGGUGCAUUGGGUGGAUUCGUACUAUUGUUCAACUUCUGUUUCACUUUGGCUCUCACUUUCCUUGACCCAUUUGAGAAACCGCAGGCUGUUAUAGUUGAAGAUUCUCAAAGUAAUGAACCUGGUGAUGAAAAUGGAAAAGGUGCUGGAGAAGAAAUUAGCGAGGCGAACCAUAACAAGAAGAAAGGAAUGGUUCUUCCAUUUGAACCACGUUCUGUAGCCUUUGAUAAUGUUAUGUACUCAGUUGACAUGCCACAGGAAAUGAAAAGCCAGGGAGUCCUUGAAGAUAAAUUGGUGCUCCUAAAGAAUGUGAGUGGUGCUUUCAGGCCAGGGGUUCUCACAGCUCUAAUGGGUGUUAGUGGAGCCGGUAAAACCACUCUGAUGGAUGUGCUUGCUGGCAGGAAAACCGGUGGCUAUAUUGAGGGAGACAUCAGAAUUUCUGGGUACCCAAAGAAGCAAGAAACGUUUGCUAGAGUUUCAGGAUACUGUGAACAAAAUGACAUCCACUCUCCAUUCGUUACUGUCUAUGAAUCCUUAGUCUACUCAGCUUGGCUUCGUCUUCCCCCUGAAGUUGACUCUGACACCAGAAAGAUGUUUGUUGAUGAAAUUAUGGAGCUUGUAGAACUAGAUCCAUUAAAGCAAGCACUAGUCGGAUUGCCUGGUGUGAGUGGUCUUUCUACAGAGCAGAGAAAGCGGCUAACAAUAGCAGUUGAGCUAGUAGCAAACCCCUCUAUAAUAUUCAUGGAUGAGCCAACUUCAGGGCUAGAUGCAAGAGCUGCUGCAAUUGUGAUGAGAACAGUUAGAAACACCGUAGACACAGGAAGGACUGUAGUGUGCACCAUCCAUCAACCAAGCAUUGACAUAUUUGAUGCUUUUGAUGAGCUAUUCCUGAUGAAGAGAGGAGGAGAAGAGAUAUAUGUUGGGCCAUUGGGUCGCCUUUCUUGCCAUUUAAUCAAAUAUUUUGAGGGAAUUGAAGGAGUCAGUAAAAUUACAGAUGGUUAUAACCCAGCAACUUGGAUGUUGGAAGUUACAAGUUCCGCACAAGAGUUAGCGUUGAAUGUUGACUUUGCUGCCAUUUACAAGAAUUCAGAAUUGUACAGGAGAAACAAAGAAAUGAUUAAGGAAUUAAGCACACCUGCUCCUGGUUCCACGGACCUAUAUUUCCCUACAAAGUACUCACAGUCAUUUUUCACCCAAUGUAUUGCUUGCUUAUGGAAGCAGCGCCUGUCAUACUGGCGGAAUCCACCAUAUACUGCAGUAAGAUUUUUGUUCACGACCUUUAUAGCUUUGAUGUUCGGGACAAUGUUCUGGGAUCUUGGCUCCAAGAAGACAAAGCAGCAAGAUAUUUUUAAUGCUGCAGGAUCAAUGUAUGCUGCUGUUUUCUUCCUUGGGGUGCAAAAUGCAUCAUCUGUACAGCCAGUGGUAGCGAUUGAGAGAACUGUCUUCUAUAGAGAAAGAGCCGCUGGAAUGUAUUCGGCUAUGCCCUAUGCUUAUGCACAGGUGCUAGUUGAGCUUCCAUAUAUUUUUGCACAAGCCAUUGUCUAUGCGGUUAUAACUUAUGCAAUGAUGGGAUUUGAAUGGACUGGUAUUAAAUUCUUCUGGUAUAUAUUCUUCAUGUACUUCACAUUAUUGUACUUCACCUUCUAUGGAAUGAUGACUGUUGCCGUGACGCCGAACCACCACAUAGCUGCCAUAGUUUCCUCAGCAUUUUAUGGACUAUGGAAUCUCUUUGCAGGAUUUAUAGUCCCGCGAACCAAAAUGCCUGUGUGGUGGAGGUGGUACUACUGGGGAUGUCCAGUAUCAUGGACAUUGUACGGAUUAGUUGCAUCUCAAUAUGGAGAUGUGAAGGAUGUUCUUGACACUAAUCAGACAGUUGAAGACUUCGUAAGAGAAUACUAUGGUUUUAAACAUGAUUUUGUCGGAGUAAUUGCAGGUGGGAUUGUUGGGAUUUCAGUCCUUUUUGCUUUUAUAUUUGGUUUUUCUAUCAGGUUCUUCAAUUUCCAGAGAAGAUAGAGAUUGUUAUCUAAGUUAUUUCAAAGAAUCAUUAUCAGGUUCUUCAAUUUCCUGAGACGAUGGAGAUUGUUCUUUAAUUUUAGCCUUCAUGAUUACGUAGUUAUAAAUAUUAAUUUGUAAUUCAAAACUCAUUGGACGUUGUUAUAAAUUAUAGUUCCCUCCUUUAAAA
Manihot esculenta (cassava) is the source of this 4748-nucleotide messenger RNA. Its product is annotated as pleiotropic drug resistance protein 1. Lineage: Eukaryota; Viridiplantae; Streptophyta; Magnoliopsida; Malpighiales; Euphorbiaceae. Gene Ontology annotation, molecular function: ATP hydrolysis activity; ATP binding; ABC-type transporter activity. Bases 308 to 4579 code for a protein of 1423 amino acids. Gene Ontology annotation, cellular component: membrane. The transcript is spliced from 24 exons. The record is from RefSeq and is a predicted model, not a curated record.